AUGCACUAUUCUCCUCAGACUGAUAUGCUCACAAAUGCCAUGGAAUAUUUAUCUAAGUGGAACCGGAGCCACGCGGCGGACGCGAGCCGGGCAGCGACCGCCGUGCUCGAGCGUGCGUCAGAGCCCCGCAGUUCCUUCAUCUUCAUCACAGACGGCAGCGCAUUUUCCAUUUCGUUGACAAAGGACCUGGGGGAACGUGGAGCUCCUGGGGGAGUCUCUGUCCUGAGUGUGGAGGCGCGGUCGAGUUUGAACCAGACCAAAAGAAGCCUGUUCCGAGUCAUCCAGAUAGGCCGCCAGAUUCAGAAAGACUCUUGGAGAUCGACGGUGAUCGUGACUAGCUACGACCUCCUCUUCCUCACCGCUUUCGCCGAAGCCGCUGACGAAGGGCGCUUGGUGGGGAGCGAGACCCGGGUCCUCGUUGUGACGUCGCUGGCGCUGCCGAGGGUGCGGGGCCUCCUGGGGCAGCGCUGGGCCUUCUCCAUGUGCAACGCCAUGCUGCUCAACCUCCCCCGCGACGCUGCCGAUUCCAGGCAUAACCUGUUCGCGCACCUGCCCUACGGAGCGUUGGGCCCGCAGCUGGCGCGCAUCGCUUCCUGGACACCCGCCUCGGGCCUCAAGUUCAAGUCCGAGGUGCCGCUCUUUCCGCCCAAGUUCGACAAUUUCUACGGGGCACCCUUGAACAUGACGGUGCAUCCCUUCCCGCCAUAUUGGAUGGAGGUCGAGAGCGAGCGUCCAGAUGGCAGCACCGUCAAGAGGAUCGCCGGCAGGGACUACACGAUACUGGAGACGAUGGCCCAGGCACUCAACUUCUCCAUUUCUGUUAUGCCUGAUGCAGACUGGGAGGAGGCGAGACAGCUAUUUUCAUUGGCUCACUUUGGGAUUAAACGCACGCUGAAUGUCAAUAAUCAUACCGUUCAGAUGGUUUUUUUUUUUCUUGUUUCUGUUUGCUUAUUUAUCUCUAAAUGUCUACAUAUACAUCUGUGUUUGUAUACCGGUAUUCAUUUAUAAAUAUAUUCAAAUCUCUAUCUACCGAACUAUUAAGUACGUACAUAUGCAGUACGUAUGUAUUUCAUGCGCAUCCACUGGAGUGACGUAACCCAGCCGCCCUGCCGUCCCUUCAGGUGAUCCUUCGAGUGCAGGAGCG
This is a messenger RNA of Penaeus chinensis, 1144 nucleotides long. RefSeq lists its product as uncharacterized. The transcript is spliced from 6 exons. Lineage: Eukaryota; Metazoa; Arthropoda; Malacostraca; Decapoda; Penaeidae. The record is from RefSeq and is a predicted model, not a curated record. Bases 1 to 1008 code for a protein of 335 amino acids.